AUGUCUGCCUCUCAGAGCGAUGCCUUCCAGAAGGCGGUCAAGGACUCCAAGAAGCUCACGAGCAAGCCCAGCAACGAAGAGCUCCUGGAGCUGUACGGCCUCUUCAAGGUCGCUACCGGCGAGGACAUCACCAAGGCCCCUGACCCCGGCAUGUUCGACCUCAAGGGCAAGGCCAAGAAGAACGCCUGGCAGAAGGCCGUCGACGACUGCGACACCUCCGAGGACGCUCAGGAGAAGUACGUCGCCCUGGUUGAGAAGCUCAAGGCCAGCUGCGGCUACGACGAGAACAAGGAACCCGAGUCCGUCGGUUAG
Messenger RNA from Gaeumannomyces tritici R3-111a-1, 312 nucleotides. RefSeq lists its product as hypothetical. The record is from RefSeq and is a predicted model, not a curated record. Bases 1 to 312 code for a protein of 103 amino acids. Gene Ontology annotation, molecular function: long-chain fatty acyl-CoA binding. Gene Ontology annotation, biological process: fatty acid metabolic process. The transcript is spliced from 3 exons. NCBI's taxonomy places the organism in Eukaryota, Fungi, Ascomycota, Sordariomycetes, Magnaporthales, Magnaporthaceae.